Molecule: messenger RNA, 1423 nt
Organism: Toxorhynchites rutilus septentrionalis
Lineage: Eukaryota; Metazoa; Arthropoda; Insecta; Diptera; Culicidae
Product: equistatin-like
Exons: 5
Coding region: 40-1299 (419 amino acids)
Biological process (GO): cell-matrix adhesion
Cellular component (GO): basement membrane
Source: RefSeq, a predicted model, not a curated record
UGCAGAAAUCCGAACCGCUAACAUCACUCUUCGAGCAAGAUGAACAACAGUCCAUGUGUUAUAUUACUGCAGAUCAUAUCAAUCUUAGUCAUCAGGUGCCAUAACACAGCUGGGAAGAAUCCCUGCAACAGCGCGCUUGGAUGUAUCUCAAAUUUUGAGUGCCCAAUCGACGAGCAUUGGGCACCUGGUGCAUCUUCCGACGGGUGCUGUCCCGGUUGUGUGAAGGGAUUGGGACUCGACCAAAUAGGCUGCGACGGAAACAAUCCCUGUGCCCCCGGACUGACGUGUGCGAAGGGGGGAAUUUGUAAAUUAAAUAUAGAGGAUUGCCUCUCCACGAAGCACCUGUCGUCAAAGGUAUCUUGGAAGCCUGACUGUGAUGCGUCGAGCGGGAAGUUCCGGUCCAAACAGUGCCGUGGCGAUGCCGUUUCGGGUCGUUGUUUCUGCUACUCGGCUACCGGCAGGCGAAUCUUCGGCUGGGAGUGGCGCGGCAAGGCCUCGGAUAUGACGUGCGCUUGCAGCCGGCUCCGUGCCGAUCUCGAGGCCACAGGAAGACGUGACGUAACUCUCCACUGCACCGCAAAUGGCAACUUCGAGGAGCUACAGUGUGACGAUGGACUCUGUUGGUGUGUCGAACCGAAAGCUGGUAGAGCGUGGCCAAACUCUCCCGUUGUUCCGCUGUCACUGUGGAAGCAUCUGCCCUGCUACAAUGGCACCCUACAUGGAGACCAGUACCUGAGGCGUUGUGAAAGUGCAUCUUACGCACAGGAGAUCGUCCGGGGCAGAUUUGUUCUCCAGGGACAUGUGAACGUGAGCCAUACCGACAUCGCAUGCGACUACGAUGGCAGCUACGGGAAAUACGAAGUCGAGGGUGGCUUCGCAUAUUGCACGUGGCGUGAUGGAGAACGGAUAUCACCGUUCCAAGUGAACGCUUUGAAACUAAAACUAAUGACCUGCAGUAAGUAUUCGAGAUACUUAGCUCUCCACGGAAUCGCCUUAAAGUAUGCUUCCCACGAGGGCGCAUAUUGUGAACUGGGGGCAGUCGGUCGGUCAUGUUUAUGGGGUAAUACUUUCCCCCCUACUACCACACUUCGCUUCGCAAACAUAAAUAUUAGAGAAGCCGUCAUCGGAAAACAUAAAAAAGCAGCAGCGAGCGAGAGAAAAUUAGUGAGAGGAAGAGAAAUAUUGUGCCCGCGAUCAAAAAACCUUCAUCGGCGCCGACUUACAGUUCGUGCUCGAGUGCGAGGGAAACGGAAACUAUCAGAUGCUCCAGAGCCGGAAUGGGAAUUUAUUUUGCAUUGAUCGUGAUGGGUUCGAGGUGGCCAACAAUGUUGAAGCGGAGGAGGAUUGCUCUGCGCAUAUGUUCGGUUGACGACGUGGAUUUGUGUGUAUUAUUGAAGUGUAUUCUAAUGAAAUAAAAAUCUAA